Messenger RNA from Candidula unifasciata, 2316 nucleotides. NCBI's taxonomy places the organism in Eukaryota, Metazoa, Mollusca, Gastropoda, Stylommatophora, Geomitridae. The record is from the annotation of a GenBank genome assembly.
AUGGGAAACACAGCGGUUGUAGCCAGCGGUGUCAAGAACCAAGGAAAUGCCGAAGCCAGCAAACUGUACCAGCUAGUGGACUUGAAGGGUGGUGGCGAUUUAGUUGAGUUAAUGAAGAAGGCUAGAUGGACCAAAAAUUAUACAGAGGUUGAUGACAGAAUUAAGACAGAGGUGCGGCAGUUUUUAUACAAUGAAGGCGAAGGAAAAUUAAUUCCAAUUGUGGAUCUAGUGAAGUUCAGGAACAAAGAUCGUUGCAGAAGUGGAAUCAAAGCAAGCAAGAACAAGCAGAAGUCUGCUCAAGAUCAGGCUAAAAUCGACAGCAUCAUGAUGAUGGAGAGUAAUCAGAUUGAUGCCAUUUUGUCAAAACAAGAUCAUAAGUUCAGGUUUCAGUGCUGGGAUUUGGACAAGAGAGGAACAGUCGGAGAAACAAUUCUCCACCUGUGUUUGCUGAAUGCCACACAGACUCAUGCUGACUUGGCUAAGAGAUUGCUGUUCUUCUUCCCAAAGAUGAUCAACGACAUCUAUUGUGGAGAAGAAUAUUAUGGGGAGACGGUCUUGCACUUGGCCAUUGUUAAUGAAGACCCUGCCAUGGUUAAGUUUCUGCUAGACAAAGGAGCAGACGUGGAGGCCAGAGUUUGCGGCAAUUUCUUCACUCCAGACGACCAGAGAGAGUCUCGCACUGAUGUGCUUGAUCAGGAAUGGGUUAUUCUCUGCAGGGAAACAAAUUACGAAGGCAAUGUUUAUUGGGGUGACUAUCCUCUCAGUUUUGCUGCGUGUUUGGACCAAGAAGAGUGUGUGCGCCUGCUGGUGGCCAAAGGUGCUGACCCCAACUUGCAGGAUGCUAAUGGCAACACAGUGAUGCAUAUGCUGGUGAUUUACGAUAACCUGAAAAUGUUUGACCUUCUCUACAGCCAGGGAGGAAGACUAGACAUCAAGAACCGGCAAAAUUUGACCCCUCUCACCAUGGCUGCUAAACUUGCACGAAAAGAUAUGUUUGAGCACAUUCUAGAGAUGGUUCGGGAGGUCUACUGGUUGUACGGCAAUGUGACGUCUGCUGGGUAUCCACUGACUGAUAUUGACACCAUAUCAAGCACAGGGGAGAUUAACAUGGACUCUGCAUUAAAUCUUAUUGUACAAGGGGAAUCUGAAGGGCACUUGGAGAUGAUGGAUGGGCUGAUUGUACAGUUGUUGCAGGAGAAAUGGAAAACAUUUGCUGGCUACAGGUUCUACAGGAGGUUCAUCCUGUUCAUCUUCUACUUCAUUGCGUUUGUGAUAUCCUUUGCCCUGAGACCAGCUGAUGACCUGUGCUCCAGCCUCAAUGAUACUUCACACUUGAGCCACUGUGAACCCAACCACACAUUCAACUCUUGUUACCUGCUCAUACCUUACCGAGACCAAGACAUAGCUCGGAUGUUUCUGGAAGCGAUUGUUCUCAUCUCUGCAAUAGUUUACAUUUUCCUGGCAAUGAAAGAGAUUUAUCACCAGGGUUUUAGGAUAUUUUUCUCCACAUUGACGGGUGCCCCAGCCAAAUUUCUAUUUCUGGUGUCAUGUCUGUUUGUGGUGUCCAUGCUGCCUGGACGAGCUGCUUGUGCGUCACAGUUUGAAGACGUUGUUGGAGUUUUGGCUGUUUUAUGUACAUCGCCAUACUUUCUGUUCUUUUGUAGGGGUUUUCGUAUUGUAGGCCCAUCUGUUGUGAUGAUCUAUAACAUGAUUCGCAAGGACUUGCUGCAGUUUUUCAUAAUUUAUCUUGUAUUUAUCAUCGGAUUCUCACAAGCCAUGUAUAUCCCAUUCCGCAUGCGGACCACUGUGUUCUCCCACCCUGUAGACAAUAUGCUAGGCAUGAUUUCCAUAAGCAUUGGAGAUUUUGAAGAGCUAUACAAGAUUUUUACCAAAUUACCGUCACCUUUAGAAGACAUUAUUAAAAUUGUAUUCAUUGUGUAUAUGAUUCUGGUGACCCUGCUGCUUGUGAAUAUGUUGAUUGCAAUGAUGGGCCGGACGUACGAGCUUGUCACCAACACACAGAAGGAAUGGUUCAGACAGUGGGCGAACAUUGUUCUUGUUGUAGAACAAACAGUGACAAAGCAGUGUCGACGCGAGCAAAUGAUUAAAUAUUCUGUGCCCUUUGGGGAAAAUGAACGGGCUCUUAUGAUUCGCUGGUAUCAAACGGAAAAGGAACGAGAAGAACUAAGGAAUUUACGAAACAAAAACAAGAUUUACCAGAAAGCCAUGGCCAGUCGCAAAGUCAGCAUCCGAAAGAGUUUGAACAGAAAUGAGUUGCCUUAUGUCCUUGCUGAGCAUGGACAGCUCAAUAUUUAA